Molecule: messenger RNA, 4692 nt
Organism: Hypomesus transpacificus
Lineage: Eukaryota; Metazoa; Chordata; Actinopteri; Osmeriformes; Osmeridae
Gene: e2f1
Product: E2F transcription factor 1
Exons: 7
Coding region: 1157-2485 (442 amino acids)
Biological process (GO): G1/S transition of mitotic cell cycle; regulation of transcription by RNA polymerase II
Cellular component (GO): Rb-E2F complex
Molecular function (GO): DNA-binding transcription factor activity, RNA polymerase II-specific; RNA polymerase II cis-regulatory region sequence-specific DNA binding; protein dimerization activity
Source: RefSeq, a predicted model, not a curated record
AACCCCAACCCUUGUUCUGAUCAGCUGGGACAAUAACAACAAUAACAGCAGAUUUCGGGGUCAGGAGACAACUUUGGUUGACGGGACAGUGCGAAGGUUAUCAGCGAACGGGUGUACAUGCUAUGCUAUCCGGAUAUAAAUAUCGUUUUCGGAUUAUUUACUAUUAUUCCUGUUUUUUUCAGAUUGCUUCCUGAGAGCCCUGGCAGAAAGACAGGGGGGUAGUCCGCUAGCUAUUGCUGUCAGUAAUAACAAGUGAGCUUGUUAGCAUGCUAACUUGCCCUAUAUAUUUGGAAACUGAAAUAGUGCAAAUUUGUGAUCUAAUUAAAAAAUAAUUAAUGUUAGAGCUAUAAAUAGUAUUAUUGUUGUUUCAAAAUUUGGUUCUGUUUCAAAAUUGUUGCUUUAGUCUAGUGUCAGCCUUAAAGUUUUACUUCAGCCUAUCUUUGUCCUCCGGUGAAUAUACAUAUUUUUCUGUAAAUCAUUUUCAAAGCUCUGGACUGCGUUACAAACAACUGUUUACAAGUCUUGACUGUUUUGCCAUAGCUAGCUUGCACGAUUGCUUGACAAAGAGAAAGGAAUAGAGCUUGACUGUGGUUUGGCCAGGCCUCGACGCAUACUGUACUCUGACAGGAAAGAUGAAAACAAAAGAUUAGCUUUACAGCUAGCUGUAAGUUAUAGAGUAAGACUUUGCUUGUAGUAACAGGCUAGCAAGUAAGCUAACGUUUCUGAAUGUACUUGCGGUAUAAUUGGCCGCUUAGUAACUGUGCACGGUGCUAACGUUACAAUGUUUGCAGUACAAUCAUUCUAAUUCCCUAGCUACAUAGCUAGCUAGCUGGGGUUGGUUUCAACUCGCUGUUCCAACAUCUGUUUUGUUCUCUAAUAUAGAAUAUAGCCGAAGCUGUUUGGAUAAAGUCAAUUAGCUAGCCAUUUAGUGUAACUUAUUCUACGCUUCUGUGCAAGUAAACGUCAGUACUAGAUAUGGUUAAUCUCUUAAAUUAUAAACAGAAUCUUCCAGCACGUUUGCACCGUUACCGUCAAUCAUUCAGUAUGAAAGAAGUCACAGGGUGUUCCUAACUAGCAACUUUAACAACAGAGGACCUGAGUGAAGCCCCUAAUCAUAACCAAGGGCCAGGCACGUUGCGUUCCCUUGGUCUGUGCGAUGUCAGAGACGCUUAUAACGGGUCAGACGUCGGAGGACCUACUGGCAGACUUCGAGUCUCUUCUCAAUGCUGGAAGCAUCGACCUGUCACAGGACCACCAGAUUGUCAUCAUUUCUACCCCAAACAAUGUGGGCCUCCAAACUACUGCCCCCACCACCACGGGGGAGAUCCUUCUCUUUGCCACCCCUCAGGGACCAGCCAACGUGGUGGUCCAGGACCAGAGGAGACCGACUCUAGGACGACCUCCGGUGAAGAGGAAGCUGGACCUGGAUAGUGACCACCAGUAUGUGAGCACCUCUCGCCCCCCGUCCCUGGGCCGUGCCCCCCCCUCCACGCCAGCCCCCCCAAGAGUCCCCAAGGCCACUGCAGAGAAGUCCCGCUAUGACACGUCUCUCAACCUGACCACCAAGCGCUUCCUGGACCUGCUGGCCCAGUCCCCUGAUGGCGUGGUCGACCUCAACUGGGCCUCGCAGAUUCUGGAGGUGCAGAAGAGACGCAUCUAUGACAUCACCAAUGUCCUGGAAGGCAUCCAGCUCAUUUCCAAGAAGUCUAAAAACAACAUCCAGUGGCUGGGCAACCGAAUCGACGGGGCUUCUGUGGCCAGACACCGAGACCUGCAGAAGGAGGUUUCCCACCUGACCGAGGCAGAGGACAAACUGGAUGAGCUCAUCACUAAAUGUAACCUCCAGCUCCGACUCCUCACCGAGGACUCCCAGAACAAGAAGCUGGGCUAUGUUAAAUGCCAGGACCUGAGGAAGUCGUUUGAUUCUCCGGACCAGCUGGUGAUGGUGAUCAGAGCCCCGCCUGAGACCCAGAUGCAGGUGUCCGAGCCCAGCGAGGGCUACCAGGUGUCUCUGAAGAGCACGCGAGGUCCCAUCGACGUCUUCCUGUGUCCAGAUGACAGUUCAGGGGUCUGCAGCCCAGUGACAGGAAGUAGCCCAUCCAAACCUGCCACCCCCCCCUCGCCCCCGUCCACCACCGUCACCCAACCUCACAGUAGCUCCUCCACACAGGAAGUGACGUCGGCCAUGGCUUCCUCCUCCCGGACAGACUCCUCUCCUCUGCAGCUGUGUGGUGACGCUGAAUCGUUCCUGGAAGGUGACCCGUUCUCUAACCUAGGAGAGAUGCCCAACUUUGACUUUUCACCACUGUCUUCCUCUGACUUCCUCUUAGACCGCAAUGGCGAGUGCCUCUCCCUCCCAUUGGACGGUUUCAUUAACAUAUCCCCGCCCCACAGCCAUGACUACCAUUUCGGAUUGGAGGAUAACGAGGGCAUCAGUGAACUGUUUGACUGUGACUUUGGGGACCUAAAGCCCCUGGAGUUCUAAAGGGAUGGACACGACCAGAGACAUCGCCGUGUCGUACACGCACACACACAAACACACUUACAGCCGUUGUUCUAAGGAAGGGUUGUGAGUAAUGUUUAGAAUAACAAAACCAGACACAUCUUCAUCAAACACACCCUUUUACAUCCGGUGUUCUAAGGAAGGGUUGAAAGAAGUUUUCAUGUGAUCCUCCCCACCCAACCCCUCUUCAGAGUUCUGAAGAAUGAAGAUGGGACUCCGCCCCUUUUAUAACUGCACUUCUUUCAAGUGGUAGAGGCACUGCCCCCCCCCAACACACAAACACACACACACACACUGCCUCUACCCAAAAUUAGGCUCUAACCUUGAAUUCAGACAGCGCCUAAUACUACUGCAGCACUUCAAUCAUCCAACCAAGAAUCUAGCUUUAGUUUGGCUAUUUAACGUAUUUAUACCAAUAAUGUUUCAAUCUUUUCUACUGCUGGGGAAAAGCAGUUUGUUUGAGUUAUUUCUAUCUGUGGUUUUCGCAGGUGUGUACAGUCAGUGGGAUAAGGACUUCUGAAUGAAAUCAGCUGGAGUAUUGGCUCUCUGAGAUAUUACUGAAUUGUGUUGUCAGGUUGUUCAUGAUGUGAUAAGUCCUAGUCUCAGGUAAAUUGAACUGACAGACUUUUAAAGGAAGAGUUGAUUUUAAGGUGUUUUUCAUGACGUUGAGAAACAUUUCAUAAGCAGCAAGCCUAACAAAAAUAUUAUGUUUUUUUUUUUAUAUUUUGUUUACAAUUUUAGAAAAGGCAAGUUCAUGCCUUAAAUCAAUAAAUCCACAGGGUACAUCUAGUUACCUUUUUAGGAAAUGAUCUCUUUUACGCACCUGCCUAAAAUUUGAGCUCCUUUAUUUCAUCAUGCUUUUCAUAUAGAAGUUAAUUGUUAAUCUUAUCACAAUCCCUGUGACGUAUUCUGGCUUGGUUGAGUUUAACAUCCUGUUAUUGUCCCUCUCCUACUUCAGUGCACUUGAAGUCGACUUGUGUUUACUUGCGUGUUAGCUCUCUCUCUCUGAAGCUACCCUGGUCUGCUCAUACGUUCCAACACGUUCUUGUAUUUCUGCUAAAGUAUUGUAUGUUUGUGUGUUCGAAUGUUUUAUUGUUCAAAUUUACUAUUUAUUUAGUAGGGUGUCUUCUCAUGGAUUUGAUGUGGUACAGGAAUACUGCAUUGGUUCCAGUCGAUUGGGAAAGGGAUGGGGGUAGGGAGGAUUCAGUCAUGGUAUCAAAUGAUGUGAUGGUCAGAGGAAGUGAUGUAAGAUAUGGGGUCACACCUUCCAUUUUUAAGUUGAUUUUAGCUGGUUACCUUGAGACUCUCUUGUGGCAUGAAUGUAUGUACGUAUACAUUAAGACCUAUGUUUGUGUUUCCUAGCCCCGGGGGUGCCUUUGUCCUACCCCAUCAUAAGCUAAUUCUUAGGCACAUCCAUGGGAAGGUUGGUUCUCUGAAGCAACCAUCAAGGAGCCUGUUUCCACUGUCUCUGGCCUUCAGUUUCAUUCUCUUUCAAAAUGGCAGCUGAAUUAAUUGAUGUGUUUGCUUUUAUGAAUGUUGGAUGUUUUUGUUUAGUUAUCACAUCUCACUAUUUUCUGCAGGACUUAUGCAGUGCCUUAUAAGAAAAGUAUUUGUUGAAAAGGUAAUAUCAAGCAUUUUGCUUGGUGAUGUUGAUGGUAGAUUUUGCUUUCUUAGGGCGUUCCAACAAGUAAACCCAACUUUUCAAAAAGUAUAAGUUGCUUUUUAAUUUGCUUCUGUCACCUAUGUGAUUAGUUUGACCAUUUAUUUUAAACUGAAAAAUAUUGUUUUGGGAAAUUUAGCUGGCCAAUUAGUCUAGCUCUCUUGACUCAUUCACUUUAUAGCAGUUUUGUGGGUAUAAUUGAGGUGUUUAAAUGAACUUGUUUGAAUAACUGGUGCGCUGAGUUUUAUUUGGAUACGUAUGCCAUAGCCAGGCUUGAUAUUUGACAGUGGUCAUGCUGGAGUUCAAAGUGCUUAAUGGAACCUAGAGGGCUUGUCCAGCUACAUUACAAUCAAACUUCAUCAAUUCUGCGCUUCCUGUAAAAACAUUGUUACAGAAAUUAUUUUUUGGUGGUCACAAAUAAGGUGAUGAAAAUAUAUUUUGUACUUGUUGAAUUUGAGUGGAUUUGAGCAUGUCCCCUUUUGUAUCAAGUUUGGUUUAAAACAAAGAAAUAAAAACCAUUUAGAUUCGA